Molecule: messenger RNA, 1833 nt
Organism: Miscanthus lutarioriparius
Lineage: Eukaryota; Viridiplantae; Streptophyta; Magnoliopsida; Poales; Poaceae
Source: the annotation of a GenBank genome assembly
AUGCGGAAGCUGAGCGUGCCGCGGGGCGGCGGGGAGAAGGUGGGGGUGCUGGCGCUCGAGGUGGCGGCGCUGAUGUCGCGCGCCGCGGGCCUGUGGCGCGCGCUGGACGCCGACAGCCUCGCGCGGCUCCGCGGGGAAGGCAUCCGCCUCGAGGGCGUGCGGCGGCUCGUGGCCGACGACGACUCCGCACUCCUGGCGCUCGCGCUCGCCGAGAUGGCCGCGGCGUGCCGCGACCUCUCCCGCGACGUGUCCCGCCUGUCCGCGCGCUGCGCCGACCCGCUGCUCCGCCGCUUCGACGCCCUCUUCGCCGCGCUCGUCAAGCGCGGCGCCGGUGGCGGCGGCGACCCGCACGGGAUGCGGUACGCCGCGGCCAAGAAGAUGGACCGCAAGGCGCGCAAGAUGCAGCGUCUGGUGGCUGCCACCGCGCACCUGUGCCACGAGCUCGACGUGCUCGCCGAGCUGGAGCAGCAGCAGACCUACCGCCCGCGCGCCCGUGGCGGCGCCAAGGGCGCCGCGGCGGUGGCGGCGGGGAGCAGCAGCCGGGCCGAGUGCGCGCGCCGCGUGGCCAGGCAGAGGCAGGAGGUGGAGCGCCUCCGGGCGGCGUCGCUGUGGGCGCGGACCUUCGACUACGCCGUUCGCCUGCUCGCCAGGUCGCUCUUCACCAUCGUGGCCAGGAUCAUCGAGGUGUUCGACCUGGAGCCCGUGGCCCUGCUACUCUCCACCUCUGCCUCCGUGGGCGACGACGACGAGGCGUCGUCCAGGGCCUCGCGGCUCUCGUGGAGCACCUCGUUCGUGAGCGGCAGCAUGCAGCUGCAGUCCAUGGUGUACCCUUCCGACGCCGUCAUCGCCGCAGCCGCUGACGCGCCUCGGAAGACGAUGCUGCUGCGUACAAGGUCCGGCAAGGGUACCGCCACCGGCGCCGGCGACGCGCGUCGGUUCUUCAUGUCCAGGAGCAAGAGCCUCAGGUGGCCGGGGGCGGCCGGCAAGCACCUCAUCGGCUGCGUCGUCAUGGAUCCCAGCAGGUCUCCAGGCAGGGACGGAUGGAACCACGCGGACGACGCAGCUCAUCUCCCGCUGAGCUUCAGCUACGUAUCAUCAGCCGGCAGCGCCGCCGACGACUUCAGCGGCAGCGGCAUCAUCAGCUUCCACUGCCAAGCGGCGUCCGGCGGCGACGCGAGGAGGAGGCACUCGACGACGACGACGACGGCCGUGUUCGCCUCCUCCUCGCGCGACGUGGUGACGCACCCGCCGGAGUCGUCCCUGGGCGCCGCGGCCCUGGCGCUGCACUACGCCAACCUCAUCAUGUUCAUCGAGAAGCUCGCCGCGUCGCCGCUCCACAUCUGCCCCGACGAGAGGGACGCGCUGUACGGCAUGCUUACCGACCGGAUCCGGGCGUCCCUCAGGGCGCGGCUCAGGCGGCCGGCGGCGCUCGCCGCCACGACGCCGCCCUGCGACGACUCCGUGCUCGCCGCCCAGUGGUCGGACACGGUGCGGAGGAUCCUGGCGUGGCUCGCGCCGCUCGCGCACAACAUGGUCCGGUGGCAGGCCGAGCGGAACUUCGAGCAGCGGAACGUGGCCUCCGGCGACGACGCCACCGUGCUGCUGCUGCAGACGCUCCACUUCGCGGACCAGAGGAAGACGGAGGCCGCCGUGACGGAGCUGCUCGUCGGUCUCAACUACAUGUGGAGACAUGGACUGACCUCGAAGCCAAGGUCAGAUUGGAGUCUGCGGCGGGUCGGCGGCGACAACGAUGAUGAUUGGGCAGGGUGUGUUGGUGACAUGCAUGUGUCAGUAUCACAUCUGAAUUCUGAACCACAUGGGACAUGGGACUGA